Oikopleura dioica is the source of this 876-nucleotide messenger RNA. The record is from the annotation of a GenBank genome assembly. NCBI's taxonomy places the organism in Eukaryota, Metazoa, Chordata, Appendicularia, Copelata, Oikopleuridae.
AUGAAGCUCUUCAACGCUACCCUCGUCGUUCUCGCUGCUGCUCAGGAAGGUGAUGGCCCCGGUGCCGACGCUUCGAAGACUCUUAUGGGAAGCUACCAGGAGCAGAUCAAUGCUUUGAACGGCAAUGGAGGCGCGUACCCCGCUAACAACGGCUACAACGCCGGAAGCAACAACAACUAUGUUGCUGACCCUUACAACGAUCUUACCGGCGGUGCAUUUGGCACUGGCGGAGGUGAUGUCUAUGAAAACGGAAAUGGCUAUGUCGAGCAAAACUACCAGGCACCAGCCAGCGACCAGUACGCCAACAAUAACUACCAGCCUGCUAAGAACAACUACCCUUCCAACAAUCAAUACAACACUGCAAGCAACAACUACAACAGCAACAACUAUCAGCAACCACCAGCAAGCAACUACAACGCCGGCGCUUCCUACAACGCCAACAACAACUACCCCGCGCAGAAUCCAUAUGGAGGAGUCAAAAACCCAACGGGAUACCCCUCCACUGGGCUCAAGUGCUGGAGAUGUCACGCCACCAGCUUCGAGGAAUGCGCCAACAACGGCUACGAAGAAACCUGUCAAUCGAACCAGGAAUCAUGCGAGUUAGAGAUCAGAGAAAGAAGCCACGUCCGAGGCCAGGCUAGAUACAUCGAAAGCAUCAUUACUGGUUGCAAGCAAAAGAUGGCUUGCUCGAACAACCAAGCCCAGAACUUCCAGAACGCGAACCCUGAUUACACACAAUGCCGACCAGAACCCGAAUACGGCCACUCCGUCUGCCGACAAUGUUGUGAUGAAGACAACUGCGUUAAAGACCCAGAAUGGUGGUACCCAACCACCCGAGCCGAAUGGGCUUACACUGGCGAAUCUUACGGAUACUGA